Drosophila busckii is the source of this 3341-nucleotide messenger RNA. It is a transcript of the gene lqf, whose product is annotated as epsin-2. The transcript has 9 exons. The record is from RefSeq and is a predicted model, not a curated record. Gene Ontology annotation, molecular function: clathrin binding; phospholipid binding. Lineage: Eukaryota; Metazoa; Arthropoda; Insecta; Diptera; Drosophilidae. The coding region runs from base 485 to 2836 and encodes 783 amino acids. Gene Ontology annotation, cellular component: clathrin vesicle coat; endosome; plasma membrane. Gene Ontology annotation, biological process: endocytosis.
GCAGCAAAGAAAGCAAACGUAAAGAAAGAGCCACACACAAAACAAGAAAAAUUCACUGCUACUGCUUUUGUUCUAAAUUAUACUUUCGGCGUUGUUGUUUCGUGUGUUUGAAUUGUGCAAAUAGUGUAAAAAACGCCAGGCAAAUUGUGAAAAGUGCAACGCGUACAAAUAUUGUUAAAACAACGUUGUUAACGUCUUGUGACUGUGUCGCGCAUACAAAAAGAAAGUCGUAAAAAAAUCUAAAGUCAGAGCUAGCUGAGAGGGAGGCGUAGCGCCGUUGUUUCUUGGAGCUCCACCACACACACACACACAGUCACACACAUAUACACAGUCCACACCACAAAAACAACACAAACGCCACAUACAAUAAUAAACACGGACUCAAGUUGCAGCGGAGAGGAAGAAAAUAUAAAAAAAAAAGAAAGAGUUGGAAUAGCAGCAGAGAGCAAAGUUAGCAGCGACAGUGAGAAAGCAAAAGGACGAUAUGCAGGUCAAUGUUGCCGGUUUACGUAGAAACAUUAAAAAUCUUGCGCACAACUAUUCCGAUGCACAGGUCAAAGUGCGCGAGGCCACGUCGAAUGAUCCGUGGGGUCCAUCGGCCACUAUUAUGGCCGAAAUUGCGGAUCUAACGUAUAAUGUGGUGGCCUUUUCGGAGAUAAUGCAAAUGAUAUGGAAGCGGCUAAACGAUCAUGGCAAGAACUGGCGGCAUGUCUACAAGGCGCUCAUCCUCCUCGAGUAUCUGAUCAAAACGGGCACCGAGAAGGUCGCACAGCAAUGCAAGGAGAACAUAUUCGCCAUACAAACAUUGCGUGAGUUUGUCUACUUCGAGGAGGGCAAAGAUCAGGGCACACAUGUGCGCGAGAAGGCCAAGCAGCUGGUCACAUUGCUCAAGGACGAUGAGCGUCUGAAGAAUGAGCGCGUCAAAGCGCUGAAAGCGAAGGAGCGCUUUGCGCUGCAUCCAAGCGGAUUUGGCAGCGAUGGUUAUAUCGAUGGGCCAUCGCAAAGAGACAUGCCGCCAGGCUGGCAAGAGGAGCCGCCCAAAAGUGCUUCCGAACUGGAAAUGGUGCGUCCACAAACUGCUGGCGAGGAGGAGCUGCAGCUGCAGCUGGCGAUGGCUAUGUCCAGAGAAGAAGCAGAGCAGGAGGAGGCCAAGCGGCGCAGCGAUGAUGUGCGUCUGCAGCUGGCGCUAAGUCAAAGCGAACAGGACUUCAAAGGUACAAAUGGUCGUCCACUUGUUGGUGCUGCUGCUGCUGCGCCCAAGGAGGAGCAGCAAAGUCAUUUACUCGACUUGCUGGACAUUUCGCUGGGCGCCACUAGCAUUUCAAGUCCACCGCUGGGCGCCGCUGGCGGUGCUGCUGCUGCUGCUGUUGUGGAUCCUUGGGCUGCGCCACCCGCGCGUGCAGCAAGUCAACUUUCCGAUCCGUGGUCUGGCAGCGCCUCCAAUACGCCCAUACCUGCCGAUCCCUGGCAUCCUGCUAGCGCUCCACGCACCAUUAUGAGCGCUGGCGUGCCGCUGGGCGCUGCAGCAGCUGCCACGCCGCAGCCAGGCGAUGCUUGGGGCAUGCGCACACAGUCACCGUCCGUUGCCUCGGGCUCCUCCAACGAAGGCUGGCUGCAGACCAAUGGCAAUGCCCAGCAGAAUGGCGCACGUGCUGCAGCGCCUGUGGAUGCUUGGCUAAGCAAGAGCGCAGCAAGUCCAGCGCUAGCAGCAGCGCCAGCAGCACGUGCAACCAGCAAUGGCAGCUCGGGCGAUCCGUGGCUAGCGGAAACGCCAGCUGCACCAGCAGAUCCCUGGGCGGGUGGUCAGCCCGCAGGCGCAGGCACUGGCGCCUUGGAUGAUCCCUGGAAAGCUGUGCAAACGGGCGCCAUUAAGAAACAAUCGCCCGACUUUGAUGAGUUUGAUUUGAUUACCAAUCGCAACAAGAGCGAGCUCAACAAUUCACAUGCCUCCAAUAACAACAAUGCUUCAUUGCUUGACGAAAUGGAUCCGCUUUCGACAAACUAUGGCAGCCUUAAUAACUCCAGCGUACAUGCCUCAACGGGCGCCACCGCAAAGAAGCCACUGAAAGAUCCGCAUGCAUUUCUGGGCGAAAACUCGGCGCUGGUCAAUCUGGACAAUCUAAUAAAGCCCAUAGCGCCGCAAACGCAAGCAGGACUAGCGCCAGCCUACAAUCCUUUCGCUGACAAUGGCAUGCCGCCCAAAACGAAUCUAUUCCAGCAACAGCAGCCAGCAGUGCCGUCCAUAAAUCAGCUGAAACAGCAGCCGCCUUUUGCAAUUAAUAUGAAUCAGGAUCCUUGGGCGCCAGUUACCGGUGGUGUUAAUCCAGCCUCACAGUACAAGCCCAUGCGUCCUACUAGUCUGCAGCUAAUCGAUGACUUUAGUCUCUUGAGUGCCUUUAGUAAACCUCUAACCCAAACAAUUCCACAGCAGCACACCCAGCCACCCAAUCCUCCAAUCAACAACAACAACAACAAUAGUUACUUUGGCGAACAUUAUCAAAGUCCCAGCAUUGAUAGCAUACGCAAUUUGGAUCUUAUGAACGAGCCGCCGCAACGUGCCUAUGGCUAUUCACCUACAGCUCCAACAACGCUGAGCUACAGCAGCUUCAGCACUCCGUUGGGCUAUUCCAGCUAUACGCAAAACUAUACAAGCGCCUUGACCGAAUCCUUGGCUGAAACUCCGGGAGUUACCAUCGCGCCGCUGGGCUUCGAUGCGCGACAGAAUCUGAAUCAGAGUGCAGCUGCUACUCAGCAUCAGCAUUGCUAUCAGGAUCAAAACAACAACAUGCCAUGGAUAAAACCGGAGGCAGCGGCUACAAAUCCAUUUUUAUCUUAAGCGUGGAGAGCGUAGGUCAAUCACUGACUGCAAUCAAUCAAACAAUCAAUUAGCUACAACAACUAAAACUACAAAUAACAUUACAAAAUGCCGUCUGGUUGGUGCAAGCAGCUGUCUAACUAUAAAACAAACAACAACAACAAUUACAACCACAACAUAAAAAACACACAACAACAAUAAUAAUUGAUAACUAAAUUAUAUGUAAGCAAGUAUUAUUAAAUUGUAAAAUAUGUGAUGUGCGUUGUUUGCCUUCGUACAACAACAACAAUAACAACGAGAACACAACAGCAACAUCAAGUACAGCAACAUGAACAAUAAGUUUAACUUGAAGUUAUGUGCAAUGCGAUGGCUGCCAGCAACGCCAACCACCAACACCAACAACUACAACAACUCCAAGCUCCAAUUGUAUAGUCAUUUAUAUAAACUAUAAUAUAUAUAAGCAGCAGCUUUAAUUGGCAGUCCUACCCAAAUACUUUAUUCCCCAUACAACUGUUACACCAAAAAA